Molecule: messenger RNA, 4566 nt
Organism: Rhineura floridana
Lineage: Eukaryota; Metazoa; Chordata; Lepidosauria; Squamata; Rhineuridae
Gene: CSPP1
Product: centrosome and spindle pole associated protein 1
Exons: 31
Coding region: 438-3989 (1183 amino acids)
Biological process (GO): positive regulation of cytokinesis
Cellular component (GO): centrosome; spindle pole; microtubule
Source: RefSeq, a predicted model, not a curated record
UUACUUUGGCUCCUCCCUGAGAAGGCGGAGGGCUUGAGCGACUUCGGUCGAGCGAUUGAGAGAGACGGCGGGAGCUGCUGCUGUUUGACAGCCCGCCGGCGGCUGGGCCUCUCCAGAGCCAGCAACGAGUUAGGCGGGUUCCGGGCGGCCACAGCUCCGAAGAUCUCGGACUGGGGAGAAGGGGAGUCGCUGCUCAGCGAGCGGUGGAAGGAGGCGCCUUUCCGUCCCGUGUUUUGCAGGUUUCAGGUUGCAACCGAGGCCUCCUGGGAAGGAGAAAACACAUGAUGGCUGAUCCUUCAUUUCUGCAAAUACAACAACCAGCUGUUACUUAGUUCUGCCUCCAUCCUUAAAUGAAACACAGGUUCCAUAGGAGGAGAAGAGGAAUAAAGAGACACUUGGCAGUCCUUAUAUAAACAUUGAAUUGGGGGGAAAAAAGGAUGGCUGAGAACCUUGACCAGUUCCUUGAAGACCAAAAAUCCAAGUUGGCCCAAGACAAAGCAAAACUUGAAAAUGAUCCUCCUUACAUGGAAAUGCAGAACAAAAGUGCAGAGAAGCUUUCGGAGGCCAACAAAAUGUUAAUAAUGAUGGCUAAGGAAAACAUUCCACCAAAUAGUCAAGAGACUUGCAUACAUGAUUAUGGCUUAAGCUUGCCUCUUGGGGAAGAAUAUGAAUAUAAAAAACAUAAGCUGAAGGAGGAGCUUCGACAAGACUACAGGCGUUACCUUUCACAGGGUAUUUCACAAGCAAAAAGGAAGAAAAAAUAUCUUACAUCUGGAGAAGUUGACCCAUAUACUCAGGGAGUAUCACUUCCUAUUGGUGACAGGAGGUCUGCUAAGGACAGGUUAAGACUUGAAAGAAACAAGGAGUACAAUCAGUAUCUCAGGGAAAAGGAAGAAUGGAAUGAAAGGUUAAGAAGAGUAGGGAAGAAGCAUGCAGAGCAUGACACAGAUACACUCACAAAAAUUAUUGCAGUUACCAGAACCCAGCCAGCAUUACAUACUCCAAAUUUGUCCCCAAGAAGAGAUGAAGAAUCCUUCAGGAAAGAUGCUUGCACUUCUACAGAGAUCCGUGAAGGGCUGUCAAGUAAGAGACAAUCAGUAGACCAAAAUCACAAACUGAAUAAUGAAAUUGGACACGGGGACACCAUAUUGCACAAAAAACUUGAUGAAGAAUUGAACAUUUCUGAUAGAAAGCUCCAAAGGCUGGAUUGCAAACCUGAUACCUCUACUAGAAGACAUCACAGAUUUGAUGAGGGUCAUGUUCCUGAAAUAAACGAUGAAAUGGAUCCUAGAUUUCGAUAUGAAAGUGACUAUGACAAAAGACCAUUGCGGGUCUUUCAUGCUCAAAGGAGCCAAGGCAAUUCUCCUGUUAGUGAGCAGGCACAGUCUGCUACUGGUAAUGUUCCAUAUGCAACAGGACUCAUAAUUGGAUGUCAAGAUAGAGAGCUUAUUCAGAGGAGAAAAGAACAAUAUAGGCAAGAACUGAUGGAACAAAUUGCUGAGCAACAGAGAAAUAAGAGACGUGAAAAAGAGCUUGAGCUCCCAGUUGCUGCAUCUGGUGCUGUAGACCCUGAGAAAAAGCCCAACAGACUGAAAGAGCUAGGAUUAACACCACGAAUGUCUGAGGAGAGAAUACCACCAGAAAGACCAAGGCCAGCAUUUCAAACCCCUACACCUGGACCUAUAUCCAUAUCUGCACCUCCUAUCUCACCAGUGAAUGAAGAUUUCCAUAGAGGAUUGUCCACUACUCUUGGAGAAAUGUUGGCUCCUAGAAUUGCACCUUUACCCCCUCCACCUCCACCACCAAUUUUGAUCGAUAACUAUAGAACUCCAUAUGAUGAUGCAUACUACUACUAUGGUGCCAGGAAUCCUUUGGAUCCCAAACUUGCAUAUUAUGGCACAGGUAUAGCAGGGGUACAGCCUUCAUCUGCACCUCCACCUGUUGAUACUGUUCAAAGACCUCCUGCUAUGACUGCAAGUAAAAUUGGAGAAAGAAUUGUAAACGACAGAGCAAAAGGUCUGGGAAUAUUUCCUGAAGAAAAAACAAAGCCCUCAAGAGAGGCUACUUUAACUUAUCAACAAGAAUUGCAACAACAGAUAAGGGAAAGGGAAGAACGUCGCAGGCAAGAAAAGGAGGAAAAGGAACGGUAUGAGGCCAAACUAGAAGCUGAAACGAGAAAUUACAAUCCUUGGGGAAAAGGAGGUGGUGGUGCUCCUCUCAGAGAUAAAAAAGGAAACCUCAUAACUGACUUGAAUAUGAUGCACAAGCAAAAUGAAGAUGCAUAUCAUAAUCCAGAGGCACGAAUAUAUGAAGAUAAAAGGGCUAUAGUAUCUGUUGACCUAAGUUUGGCCUCUCCAAGACUUGAGAAUACAGAUGAAUCUACAAAUAAAAUAGCAGGUUUUACAUAUACACAAAUAUCCCCAUUUGCUCGUGGUAAUGUUUUUGGUGAGCCCCCAACACCGGAACAGCUUAGGCGUCAAGAAUCAUAUAAGAACUUCCUUCGUUUUCAGAUUGAAGAGAAAAGAAAAAGAGAAGAAGAAGAGCGUGAAAAACGAAGACUUGAAGAAGAAAGGGAAGAACAAAGACUAGCUGAGCAGCGGGCUAGAAUUCAGAGAGAAUUUGAAGAGGAACUAGAAAGGAAACGAAGGAGAGAGGAAGAGCAAAGAUUAAAAAAUGAAGAACUAUAUCGAUUAGCUGAAGAAAGAAGAAAAGAGACAGAGAGAAAAAAGUUAGAUGAGGAAGAAAGACAGGAUAGACAGCUCCAGCAGAAUAGUGAAACUGAAAAACAUAUAAUGAUUGAAGAAGAAAAGAUUUCCAGGCAAUCUUCUCCCCUCAUUCCACCUCUUCAGAACAAGGGUUUUGUAAAAGAAGAAAGGUCGCUUUUGGUGGAGAGCCGUAUGUCUUACUAUACACAUGAUGUUCCCAGAGUUCCAUCUCCUCCAGUCCCAGCUAGAAGAAACCAGCUACGUGCCUAUGAAGAAAGGAAGAAUGUAAUAAGUGAACUAUCAGAGAUGAGGAAGCAGCUCCGCAGUGAAGAGCGGCGACUACAGGAACAGUUGCUGAAAGUCCACAGUGAUGACGAUGACAUGCCAGGAAAAGGCAGGAGGAAAGAUAAACACAACAUGGAUGUAUUUGAGAUGGCUAGACUUCGUAUGCAAGCUCCAGUCAGACGACCGUCAUCAAAGGAUGUUGCUGAUCCUAUCAAUGUACAAAAUAUCCGUGAAUUUAAUGAACUUAAAUACAAAGAUUCAGAAACACGUGUAGAAACAAGGUAUAUGUAUCCUGAUCCUCCCACGAAUAAUGAUACUCUGGACAUUCAGCAGCAAGCAUUGCUAAGAGAGCAGAGCAAGAAACUUAAAAAAAUGAAGAAAAACGCAGAAGCUGUCCUAGAUUUUGAUGAGCCUGUGUCUGGCCUGAAAUUGAGAGACAGGGGAAUGGUCAGAGAUGAUGAGUCAGAUGAAUUUAUGAAAAACUCACUUUUGGAGUCUGAAAGUGCUUUUAUUGGUACUGAGGGCGAGACCUUUCCUAUUUUAGAAGAACAUAACUUCAAUGUGAAUUCAACUCCUCCACCUUCUGUCUCUGCAAGAGAAAGGAGGCGAGAAAAGAAAAAGGAUGCUGCUGCCCUUAGGUUGACUCCACCACCACAAUCUGAUAGCAACUCUCUGCACUCAAGUUCUAGUAUCAAUGUAGAUCAGCUGAAAGCCAGAAAUGAAGAGCGACUGCAAAGACUGAAUGAGCUGCAAAAGAAGGCCAUUCAUAUAGCUGAUGAUAUUUCACUGGGAAAUGCUGAUGACAUCGGGAAGGAGUUGCUAUCUAAAGAUGACAGAAGAUCCAACUCUGUUGAGACAGUGGCAACUGAGCCUUGGUUGAGACCUGGAACGUCGGAAACCCUUAAACGAUUUAUGGCUGAGCAGUCAAAUCAAGCUAAACUUUCUUCUGAGAUGAACUUACCUUUCAAUUGGCAGGGACUGUCAACUGCCCAUGGCUGAAUAAAUCUGUAGUGAAGCCAGUUGUGCCUUUCAAAAGAAUGUUUCUCCACUACUGCACUUUUAACUUUAAAUGCUGUGUACAGAAGCACAGCUGUAACAAAUAUUGUAAACAGGCAGGCAAACAAAUUAUGACAAACUGCUGCAAUUCUGUCUUCUGAAGUUAAAUGGUCAGUAUGGUACUGGUAAGAUUUAACCUUGGAAGUGAAACUCCUGCAGUAGGUCAUCCUGAACAUUUCAGCUUAGAGCUAAGCACACACACAUUCAGCUUGUUGAAUGGCACAGAGGCAAGGUUUUCCAGUUUACUCUUUGUAUUUUUUUGUUUGAAAAAUUACCUCAGUCCUCAAGUCUUAGAACAAGAUUGUGAAACACGUCCUGCAUUUAACAGAGCUGAGUGCUGUAGCUUGGAUUUCUCUUACAUUUCGUAGAUGUCGAAGGAUCUGCAUAGAUUAAGAAUGGUUCAUUUUGCUGCUUUACUCUGUAUCCCAUCUUUUCUAGCCAAUCAUUUGUUCUAAAAUGCUAAAUUAUUCUGUCACCUUGUGUGUUUUUAACAUCAAUAGUGAACACUAUUAAUUGUAUU